AUGGCCUGCCACAUCCAGGAGGCUUUCCAGGAUGUUUCCAAAUACUUCCCUAAGGAAGAGUGGGACAAGCUGAGAUACUCAGAGAAGAUCACCUAUGUGUAUAUGAAGAGAAACUAUGACACCAUGACUCGUCUAGGUCUCAAAGCCACCCUCCCAGCUUUCAUGUGUCCUAAAAGAAAGGCUGUAAAAUCCCAGGCAUGGAAUUCUGGAGAUGACAGCCACAGGGAUCAGAAUGAACCUAGUCAGGGGACUUCCAAUGCACCACAGAGAAAGCGCCCAAAGAUGAUGCCCAAGAAGCAAGCAAAGAAAAGAAAGGAUGCGAAGGAAGUGCCAGGAACAUCUGGCUCAGAACAGGCUAAGGGUCAGCACCACCACCAAGGAAAAGCAAGAAUCUCUGGGAAGAAGAAUAAGAAGACAUCAGGAUUCAAUAAAAGAGCUAAAAAUGUCUGGGCCCACCGUCUGCGUGAAAGAAAGAAUGUAAUAAUAUAUGAAGAGAUCAGUGACCCAGAGGAAGAGGACUGA
Nycticebus coucang (slow loris) is the source of this 522-nucleotide messenger RNA. RefSeq names its product putative protein SSX9. The transcript has 6 exons. Gene Ontology annotation, cellular component: nucleus. The record is from RefSeq and is a predicted model, not a curated record. Gene Ontology annotation, biological process: regulation of DNA-templated transcription. NCBI's taxonomy places the organism in Eukaryota, Metazoa, Chordata, Mammalia, Primates, Lorisidae. The coding region runs from base 1 to 522 and encodes 173 amino acids.